GUACAUUCCCUUCAUUCGAUAAUCUCUAUAUGUCGUGGCUUGGGAUAUCAACGUGCUAGUAAUUCACCAAGCCACCUUUUGUGGCUGUGAGAGAUAGCAGCAGUAUGCCUCUGAAUUUGCCUUGCAAUGCAUCAGGAUGCAGAAUUGUUACAUCCAAUCAAACCUGGCAUACGAGUAAAUAUAUAUUCGAUCUCGUCCCUUGAACAUCCCGUGUGUCAGCAAAAUGGUGUGCCCUGGUACUUGCAGCCCCAGUAGGGCUUACAUGGCAAAUUUCAUUGUUACUAUUGCACUGGAAAAGUUAUGCGAGAACUCGCAAAACUCAUGGUGGCAACGAUGUUAUUUAUGAGUAGUUAAGAUCACAAUCGUAUCAAGAUUAUCCUUUCCCCCUAACAACUGUUUCUCUUCUUGCGCUUUUCGCAUGCUUAUUUGGUCUUGCGAUUUCUAUAAGUGAUCGGGUAUUUCCCCAAAUCUCGUUUGCGCGCAAUUCUUUUGCUGAAAUAUACCUGACAGUUACAUGACGAAUUUGGGGGUCAAGCUUACGGUACCGUCGAUAUAGUGUUCGUUCACGGACUUCAAGGCGCAGCCACUACUAGGUUUCCGAAGAAUGAGAAGACACCAGAAAAACUCUGGCUGUAUGACCUUCUUCCUAAUAGCUUACCCACUGCGAGGAUUCUCACUUUUGGCUACCAAAGUAACGUGAUUUCUCUUGUCAACUCGAACGGAUCACAAAUCUCAACUCUUGCUGAGAGCUUGCUCGAAUCUCUCUCAGCUUUUCGAGCCCCACACCAAGAGGCUCCAUCACGACCUCUAGUAUUCGUUGCCCAUAGUCUUGGAGGUCUUGUCGUUCAGAAGGCCUUGAUUGUCGCGUCAACAAGGGCUCGAGCCGACUUUGUCUCCAUCAAGCGUUCUACUUCUGCUAUACUAUUCUUUGCUACACCUUAUCAUACAGAUCACAAAGGUAUCUCCAAUAUCCUUCGGUAUCUUUCGGGUGUGAGAAAAUGUCAGGGAAUCCGUGAAGAUUUCAUAUGCGAAUCUCAAUUUCAGCGCAAUCUAGAUGACACAUCUGCGCAGCUAAGGCAAAUUCAAGAAGAUUUUGAGCAUCUUCGCGUUCAGCAGUCCUCUGAAUUCAGCAUUGACUAUUUUUUUGAGGAGUUACCUGUCGCGAACUUUGGACUGGUGGUCGACGGUACAUCAUCGUUGAAUAAUUUCUCACAUAGCGUUAUGUUACAUUCAAACCAUCAAACAAUCUGCAAGUUCACAAGCGUCGGUGAACCGAACUUCAAGCGAGUAUUAGCAACACUCAGAAGAAUCCUCCGCCCAAGCGUAGAGUGUGUACCGAGCCUGCAAAAACAUCAGCAAGAAAUACUUCGCUGGCUGGCAAUACAAAAGUCACAAAUUGCCAAUUCUGCAGCGCCUGGAUCCGGCAAGUGGCUUAUGAAAAAUCGAGAGUUCAGGUCAUGGCAAUCGAGUGACCAUAAUUCUGUCCUGUGGAUCCAAGGAAGCCCUGGCGCUGGUAAAUCAACACUUGCUGCCAACUUUGUCAAAGAUCUCAAAAAUUACUCUCUGAAAGACCGGCCUGCGAUCAUCCUCGAUCAUUUUUUCCAUUCCGGGUCCCCGGAUACUUCCGCACGUAGUCUCCUACGCUCUUUGAUCUUUCAAUUAAUGUCGAUAAAUACGAGCUCCUUGUCGGAUCUCGUUUCUUUGCUUAGCCAAAAGCGAAAUUGUUACCACAAGGUCGAGGAGCCCCGCAAUAGCUGGGGAGAGUGGAUUUCUGAAACCGUACUCACGGAAGAAUUCUUGGGAACGUGUUUAGAAGCAACCGCCAAAGCCCAUCAAUUAUACAUUAUCAUCGACGCCCUAGACGAAUGUCCCGACGGAGAGAUAUCUUCCAUUAUGUCUCUUCUAUAUUUUUUAAAUUCGAUUUCUUUGAAAAAUUCAAUUAAAUUGUUUAUCACAUGUCGGCCUAGCUUGAUGUACGAGAAAGCGUUCUCAUGUUUACCACAUCACAAAAUUGUUCUAGAGAAUGAAAAUCAAACAGAAUUACAGCAAUUCGUCUCCUUCAAGAUGUCGACACAAUUUCCAGAUUUUCCCAACCAGAAGCAGAUCUCCGAUACAUUGUUAAAACGAGCAGCGGGUACUUUUCUUUGGGUCAAACUUGUCAUACAUAAUCUACGAGAUUUCACACAUCACGAAGAGAAUAUCACUAAAAUAUCAGUUUCGCGAAUUCCUACAAGCUUAGAUGAUGUAUAUAACGCGAUCUACGAAUACGUACUUCGAGUAGAGUCAAGGGCUGUACUGAGACUUCUAGGUUGGGUUGUGUUUGCCAGACGGCCAUUUUCUCUCAGGGAACUGAAAGUUGCUAUGGAUGUCUAUGAACGUUCAAUAACAGUAUCAAGUCAAAGUUCUCGACAUAUUACUCAAGAUCAGACCCUAUCGCCAUACCAAGUUAGCAUUGAAGUUUUAAUCGCAUCCUGUCAUGGACUAUUAGAAGUUGAGGGAGCAGAUGGAAUUGUUUCCCUUGUCCACCUAAGCGCCCGAACAUUUUUGAUAUCAAGAGCCGCCUCGGAGAAUCCUCAGCUAGGGUAUUCUGAUGCCAAAUACUUCAAUAAUACGCACAUUUCUAUUGCUGAAGUAUGCGUCACUUAUUUAGCAUUUAGAUCUCUCGACGACAAAUCAGAUGUAAAUUUUGAUUUUGACAACUCCGGUUUCUUGCAAUAUGCCGUCGUUCACUGGGUUGAACACGCAAGAGCAGCUGAUCGCCCUGGCGUAUCAUACCAGCCUCUCUUCAAAAGUUUGAAUUCGCGAUCACCAAACUUUCUGAAAUUCUGGAUUGCCCAAUAUCAAAAGCAUGUAAACUCACGUAGUUCCUCAAAGUAUAUGUUAGAAGGGUGGACAGCUCUCCACAUCUCCGCUGCUUUUGGAAUUUACAAUCUUGUUCAAACUAUACUAGAGCUCGGAGAGGUACAGUGCUUUGAUACCAGAGACGCGUAUGGGCGUACUGCUUUAUCACUGGCCGCUGAGAACAAUCAUGUAUCUGUACUUCAACUUCUCCUGGAAGCAGGAGCAAGCAUUACUACUCGAGACAAUCGAUAUGGUCUUUCUCCACUGGAAUGGGCAGUUUUACAAGGCAAUGUUAAAAUAGUUGAGAUACUUAUGGAAAAAGCAAUUUCUUGGUCCGGCACUUCCUUACUCUCUAUCGCAGCGGCAAGAGGGCAUGAGUCGCUUGUAAAGUUGCUAUUGGAGAAACGUGCCACUAUUAACUCUCUAGAUCAGUACUGGGGAUGUACAGCUCUUCACCUUGCAGCCGGGUAUGGGCAUACAGCUAUUGCAUCUCUACUUCUUUCCUGUGGUGCCGACCCGAAUAUUAUCGAUAUAUCUAAGAAGCAAACGCCACUAUACUAUGCCAUAUACAAGGGUCGUCACGCGACUACCAAGAUUCUGUUGGAUUAUGGCGCCAAGAUGGGUGGGACAUCCAAGAAAUCAUUCCUAUUGCCUGAUUCACCCCAAUCUAGUUCUUGGCCUGAUCGGGUUGGUACCUCAAUUUUAAGAGAUCUAGAAAUCAGACUACGUACUUGUACGCAAGACUCCGAGGUCAGCGGGCAAUCAAGUUCGGGUAAUUGCAAUAAAGGUACCUCUGGAAACUCCAGCAGUGGACGUAAGAAAAGAUCACAUCAGGACUUCCAAAGUGGCGGCUCUGGUGGGAGUGGUGGCUUGGGCGAUGGACCCAACAAACAGCCCACAUUAGAGCCCACUUCUUCAAAAGAUCCUACCACGAGUGAUCUUGGGUUAAAUCUUGCUUGCCCCUACUUUAAGCACGAUCCGGGAAGAUACGGACCAAACAGAGCUUGCCGUGGACCCCCUGGCUACCCAGAUAUGAAUAGAUUAAAGCAGCAUUUGUAUAAAGCACAUUCUCUAAAAAUAUGUCGAAAGUGUCAUUUGAUUUGCAAUGGCGAGAUUGAGCUUCAAGAGCAUUACGACAUUCCAGUAUGUGCCGCAAUGUUUCAACGGGACUACGCCGAUGGAUUUGAUGAUUCUCAGCGUGAUAAGCUCAAAAGGCGAACAGAGAAGAGGAACCACUUGGAUAAAGCGCAGUAUUGGACAGCGGUGUACAAAAUACUGUUUCCAAACACCGACGAUGCAAACAUGCCAACACCAUGGCACGAAGAAAACAUAAACAGAAGGCUAUAUGACGAGUCUUGUGCUCUUUCGCGACUUCAGGAUUCCACCCUCAGAAGCGAGCUUUCCCAACAUGUUCAAAGCCAAGAAGCAAUCAAUGCUAUAUUAAACAUCAUCAACAGACAUCAGACCGAAUCUUCCGGGACAACUACUACUAGACCGAUGCCGAGACAGUCUUCUCAACUGUCAGAGCGACAGCACCCUGGGGCUUCUCAAAACCAAGUGUAUGAACCACCGCCUCUUGGGCGAAAUCCACUUGAUCGGCACAACUCUCAAAUGAUGCCUUUUGAUUCUCUACCUUACUUCAUGAUGGAGCCUUCCAGUGACUCUGGCUUUUAUGAAUAUUCACUUAAUGAUGACUUUAGUCGGGAUGCUGUAACGGAGGCUGCUGGAUCAAUGAUGGGAGAACACGAAACUGCGAUAAACGCGCCAAUACUGACACAAAACCAGUCAACAGCUCCGGAGACGCAAACUAAUAGCGACAAUAUACUCCGGGCUCAAAUACAUGCCUCAAGCGAAGAUCUUCCGACUUCGUCCAGCCUUCAUGAUAUCUUUGAUCUGGACCAAAGUCAGUAUUUGCAACUCCUAAAAGAGCCUAUGUUCAACGAUUAUCAAGAUCAAGAUCAAAACACAGAUGAAGAAAAGAAUAGCAUUUGAAAGGAAAUAGGCUUGAUUUUGUAGAAUCUUUAGCCUUCGCCAUACUUUUAACGACAGAGAAGUCCACGCAAAAGCCAGAAAGAUCGUUACAGUGACCAAAAACAGUUUGCUUUGGAACAUCUACUCUCAAAACUGACAAAUGAUACAAUAGCAACAAAACA
Molecule: messenger RNA, 4994 nt
Organism: Botrytis cinerea B05.10
Lineage: Eukaryota; Fungi; Ascomycota; Leotiomycetes; Helotiales; Sclerotiniaceae
Exons: 8
Coding region: 1222-4833 (1203 amino acids)
Molecular function (GO): protein binding
Source: RefSeq, a predicted model, not a curated record